ACAAAUACACAUUAUCAUUUCACAUCUCAAUAAGUUUCCUUUUAAUUAAUAUAUCAAAAUACACAUUAUCAUUUCACAUCUCUUCUCUCUCUAACCUAAACAAUAUAUCAUAGAGGAAGCUAGAAAAAAAAAACAAUGACUUCAUCAAUGGAAGAAGCAAGGUCGAGAAAGCUUGGUGGAUCUUUGAAAGUUCCUAAUGUUCAAGAACUGGCAAAGCAACAACUAGCAGCCGUUCCACCAAGAUAUAUUCGUGAUGAUAUUGAAAAAGCUGAUUAUAAUUCUUCCAAAUUAGUAUUGCCUCAAGUUCCAAUUAUUGAUAUGAAAAAACUACUGGAAAUUGGAGAUGGUCACGAUGGUACAGAGCUUGAGAGGCUUCAUCUUGCUUGCAAAGAAUGGGGAUUUUUCCAGUUGGUGAAUCAUGGAGUGAAUUUAUCAUUGAUGGAGAAAGUGAAGUCAGAAAUCAAAGCAUUUUUUGAUCUACCAAUGGAAGAGAAGAAGAAGUUUGAGCAACAAGAAGGAGAUUCUGAAGGAUAUGGGCAAGCCUUUGUUGUAUCUGAAGAACAAAAGUUAGAUUGGGCUGACAUACUUUACAUGGUCACUCGCCCUACUAAUUUGAGAAAACCUCACUUGUUUCCAAAACUUCCUGCCUCACUCAGGGAUGCGCUGGAACAAUACUCAACAGCACUCAAGGAACUUGCAAUGAAAAUUAUGUACAAAAUGGCUACGGCAUUAGGGAUGAAAGCAGAGGAUAUGAAUGUACUAUUUGAAGAAGAUGGGACACAAAUGAUGAGAAUAAAUUACUAUCCACCUUGUCCUCAACCAGAGCUUGUAAUGGGUUUAUGCCCUCACACUGAUGCCAUUGGUCUAACCAUACUCCUUCAGGUUCAUGAAAUUGAAGGGCUACAAAUUAAGAAAGAUGGAGUUUGGAUUCCUGUUCCAUAUCUUCCUGCUGCCUUUGUUGUCAACAUUGGAGAUAUUUUAGAGAUUGUGACAAAUGGAAUUUAUAAAAGCACCGAACAUCGAGCAAUUGUUAACGAAGAUAAAGAGAGGAUCUCGAUUGCUACAUUUUUGAGCCCCAAAUUGGAUGGGGACUUAGGUCCAGCACCUAGCCUCCUCACACCUCAAUGUCCUGCAAAAUUUAGAAGGAUUGGAGUGGCUGAUUACUUCAAGGGAUAUUUCUCUCGAGAGCUUGUUGGAAAAUCAUAUGUAGAUACUAUGAGGAUUAAAAAUGGAGAUGAUGGAAGCAAUUGAAUGUUGCAAUUUAUUCUGCUUCGAUACCAACAGCUUGUUUAAUUUUGAUGGAUUUGUUACCCAUGAUUUUAUAAUCUAUGGUAUUCUUUUGUGAAUUAAUGUCUGAAUAAGUAGUGUCCUUUGUUGUUGUUUAUCAACGUCUUUAAUUUAUUGUUUGAUUUUAAUGUGUAACUUAUUGUAUAAAUAACUAAGAAAUCUCUCAAAUGUCUUCAAUUGGUGUGAAUAUUAGAUCUAUUAACAAUCUGUCAUCAA
Capsicum annuum is the source of this 1503-nucleotide messenger RNA. RefSeq names its product protein SRG1. NCBI's taxonomy places the organism in Eukaryota, Viridiplantae, Streptophyta, Magnoliopsida, Solanales, Solanaceae. The coding region runs from base 136 to 1251 and encodes 371 amino acids. The record is from RefSeq and is a predicted model, not a curated record. The transcript is spliced from 4 exons.